AUGACGAGCCGGAGCGACACAGUCCCACAGGCAGUGGGCGACGAAUCCAAUGCUACACAGCCGUCCAUGCCAAAGAGCCCGAAAGGGCGACGACGGCUGAACAAGCCAAUGACUGCGGAGCGGCGGAUGCAGAAUUGCAGGGCCCAGAGAGCAUAUCGCCAGCGGAAGAGGGAGAGACUGAGAGAGCUGGAAGCCAAGGUUGCCUCGCUGGGACGUGGCAAGGAUUCUGAGGUUGUGUCUGGUCAGGAUACAGUGACGCCUCUGGCGACUUCAGCUUCGAAUUUGCCGCAGAUUCAGGAAGAGAGCUCGCCGUCUCAUGAUCCGCCGACUGCCGCCAGUUCAUUACAGCCGUACGCCAAUUCCAGUCCUUGGACUUAUGACAGCGGUAAUGCCUGGCUGGAACAUCUGCCUUCAACUUCAUUCGCGAUGGAGAUGAUGGGGUUGCCUAGUACCAUCGCCAAUGAGAGCCAACCCAUGGUGGCAGAAAAUCCUUCUACCGAGAGCUUCUCUGCCUUGCUCCAUCUUACCGAGACAGAGGCAUCGACAUCAACUCCGGCCGAAGCAUCCAACACGGCUGGCUUCACGGGGUCUUCAUCAUCUUCUCUGUUCUCUAUUUACCGCCCCAGCAGCAGACCGCUUUCCAGCAGACCGCAGCUUAUCCGCAAGUGGUUCCAACUUCUUCCCCAAUCGACGCGACGGCUCCUCGCUCAACUGGCCAGAGAUGGGUAUUUCAGCUUCAUAGACAUGAUAUCAUCGUCACUAUUUCUGGCCAACACAAACUCAACCAACCGCAAUGGCCAAGGCUUCGAAGGCAGCGAUCUCAGAACUACCCAGCGACGGGUGUCAGAGAUACGAUUCGCCACAUCUCCCGUGUCCUCCUACUCACCCUAUCGCAACUCUCUCCGCAUCGCGAGAUUCUCUUAUUUCGCUGCUCUAUUCACCAAUUUCAGCUCUCUGGGCUUUGACUUUGGGCUCUUUCUGGAUGAGCGUAGUGUAUCUCCUUUCUGCACCAGCAGAGCCAAUGAAGAUGCGAACACGAGUACUUCGACAACCAUACAAGCUCACGAUAUUCCGCUGAAUCUGCGUCCAAUUCCGACGCAGUAUACAGUAACGCAUCAUCCAUACAUUGAUUCACUGCCAUUCCCCACGUUUCGGCGACGGGCAUUGGCGGCAUUGGCAGCGGAUCCGCCUCUCCUAGACGAAGACGACCUCUGUCUUGAUCUGAUGCUGCAUGAUGGACUUGUAUGCUGGGGCUCUGCGAGCCAGAAUGGAAUGGAUCAUGGUACGCCGUGGGAUAGCCAGAGCUGGGAAGCCAAAGAGUGGUUUCUCCGAAAGUGGAAAUGGCUUGUUGGCGGAAAAGAGGGGGAGCUGUGGCAUAGCUCGCGGUGGUGGGCGGCUCAAAGAGGUGAAAUCAUAUCCAUCUGA
Molecule: messenger RNA, 1425 nt
Organism: Trichoderma citrinoviride
Lineage: Eukaryota; Fungi; Ascomycota; Sordariomycetes; Hypocreales; Hypocreaceae
Exons: 2
Coding region: 1-1425 (474 amino acids)
Biological process (GO): regulation of DNA-templated transcription
Molecular function (GO): DNA-binding transcription factor activity
Source: RefSeq, a predicted model, not a curated record